CUCUCUCUCUCUCUCUCUCUCUGCGCUUUAUUCUGUUGAAGUCCGCUUAUUUUUUACUUUGCCGUUUCACUGAGAACGAGGCUCACAUUCUGUCUCUCUCCCCUCUUUCUGAAUCUUAGAAGAAGAAGAAGAAGAAGCAGGACCAAGUAGAAAGCUUUUAAUCACACUCUCUCUCUCUCUCUCUUGAAAUCACUUUUGUUUUUCUCUCUCCAAAAUCUUCCUCAUUGUCUUUGCCUGCUUCAAGAAACUGUUGUCUCUUCAACACUUUCUCUUCCUCUGCUUAUUCCAAAACCAACAACAACAAAAAGAAGUCUUUUUCUUUUUUUCUCUCUGGGGAGAAAGACAGUCUCUCAGAUUAAACCCAUUAAUCCAAAUCCAACUCUGUCUUUUGCUCAUUGGCUUCUGUCUGAUUCAAAGGAGGAAGAGGAACGAAGAAGCCAAAUUCAUCUUGUCAACAGUGUGAUUCAACUAAAAGCCCCAAACUUGUUCUACAUUUUUCAAUGGAGUGAGUCCCUAACAGAUCAAGAACAAACAGAUACACUAGCAAGCAAUGAGAGACGACAAAUCCAAGAAAAGCAAGUUGUCAUGGUCCAAGAAGAUGGUGAGGAAAUGGUUCAACAUCAAAAGCAAAACAGAAGAGUUUCAAGCUGAUGUUUCUCUUCCUCAAGUUGAGCAUAGAAGUAGCAUCUCAGAGAAGGAGCCUUGCACAAUCAAGAAGACCAAAACUGAGAAACUCAGUAAAAACUGGGAGCAGCAAGCUAGACAAAGGAGAAUGAACUAUGAGAAUCCAAGAAUCAUUGAUGUCCAAAACUACAGCAUCUUUGUAGCUACAUGGAACGUUGCUGGACGUUCUCCUCCUGAAGAUCUAAACCUUGACGAGUGGCUUCACUCCUCAGCUCCUGCAGAUAUAUACGUACUAGGAUUCCAAGAGAUUGUUCCUCUUAAUGCUGGUAACGUUCUUGGAGCUGAAGACAACGGUCCUGCCAAAAAAUGGCACUCCCUCAUCAGGAAAACGCUCAACAACCUCCCUGGAACAAGCGGCGGCGUCUCUCACACUCCAUCGCCUAUCCCUGUCCCCAUUGCAGAGAUCGAUGCUGAUUUCUCUGGAUCUUCGAGGCAGAAGAACGCAACCUUCUUCAACAGACGGUCUUUCCAGACCCCAAGCAUAUGGAGAGCGGAUGAGAACGACUCUUCAGUCUCACAACCACCGCUUGAGCGUCGUCUAAGCGUCUGCGAUCGUGUGUUCUUCACUCAUAGACCGAGUGACUUUGAUCCUAGCUUCAGGUGCAAUCACAGGCCUAGUGAUUACUCUAGAGCAAGUGACUAUUACUCUAGACCGAGUGAUUAUUACUCUAGAGCAAGUGACUACUCUAGGCAGAGUGAUGUCUCUCGGUGUGGUUACUCAGAUGAGGAUAACGGUCCAGGGGAUUCACCAAGCACAGGCUUGUACUCACCUGCAUCAAACGAGAAUGGGUCUAGAAUCUCUUGGAACUCUUCACAGUAUUGUUUGGUGGCUAGCAAACAGAUGGUUGGUAUCUUUUUAACAGUUUGGGUGAAAAGUGAGUUGAGAGAACACGUCAAGAACAUGAAAGUAUCUUGUGUUGGCAGAGGAUUAAUGGGUUAUCUUGGGAACAAGGGAUCAAUCUCUAUCAGCAUGUUGCUUCACCAAACAAGCUUUUGCUUUGUCUGCACUCACUUGACCUCAGGACAAAAAGAAGGAGAUGAGCUGAGGAGGAACUCUGAUGUUAUGGAGAUACUCAAGAAAACGAGGUUUCCUCGUGUCCUGAGCUCUGCAGGAGAGAAGUCCCCAGAGAAUAUACUUCAGCAUGAUCGAGUAAUAUGGCUUGGGGAUCUGAAUUACCGGAUAGCACUCUCUUACCGAUCUGCAAAAGCACUUGUGGAGAUGAAAAACUGGAGAGCGUUACUAGAGAACGACCAGUUAAGGAUAGAGCAGAAACGAGGACAUGUGUUUAAAGGAUGGGACGAAGGGAAGAUUUACUUCCCACCAACUUAUAAAUAUUCAACUAACUCAGAUAGAUAUGCUGGAGAUGAUUUACAUCCCAAGGAGAAACGUCGUACUCCUGCUUGGUGUGAUAGAAUACUGUGGUAUGGAGAAGGACUGCAUCAGUUAUGUUAUGUAAGAGGGGAGUCAAGAUUCUCGGAUCAUAGACCAGUUUAUGGCAUAUUCAGCGCAGAGGUUGAGUCAAAUCACAAGAGACUAAAACGAACGACGAGUUACUCUACUUCAAGGGUCCAAGCAGAAGAACUCUUGCCUUACCCAAGAGGAUACACCGAGCUAACUUUUUUCUAAAACAAAAGGUUCAGUGUGACCAUAUCUAUCCAUAGAAUUAACCAGAAAAUUAGGCGAUAGCAGAUAGAAUGUUAGUGUCAGUGACAUGAACCUAUCAAGGCCAGUAUAGUCUAUUGGUAGUAAACUAGUAGUAGUAGUUUUUGUGGUCCUGAAACUCAUAAUAGAGACUUAAGUUUAUUAAGACACUGGUCCGCAUUUAUUAUACAUCAGCCAAGAAAGUAGCCCACACGUUUCUCCUAUUAUGUCAUUUAAGGCACUGGAUUUGAUAUGAUAUGAUAUGAUUAUCUCUCCAUCGUCAGCGAAAACAACUGAUUAGGAAACUGUAAGAUUCGUUUGUAUUAUUCUUGAGAAAGGGAAGAUUCUGUAAAUCUUGUAAGAGUUAAUUAUUGUGUAUAUGAAUCUUCAUCAUAUCUUGAUCACUUAUGGUAUAUGAUUUUAUUCCGCU
Molecule: messenger RNA, 2756 nt
Organism: Raphanus sativus (radish)
Lineage: Eukaryota; Viridiplantae; Streptophyta; Magnoliopsida; Brassicales; Brassicaceae
Product: type IV inositol polyphosphate 5-phosphatase 7
Exons: 10
Coding region: 551-2311 (586 amino acids)
Biological process (GO): phosphatidylinositol dephosphorylation
Molecular function (GO): phosphatidylinositol-4,5-bisphosphate 5-phosphatase activity; inositol-polyphosphate 5-phosphatase activity; phosphatidylinositol-3,4,5-trisphosphate 5-phosphatase activity
Source: RefSeq, a predicted model, not a curated record